AUGUUGCAAGACAAGUCAGUUGCACGUUUUUAUUGCCCGUUUCACCGUACACCUGUAGCUUUUGUCGAUGACGAAUACUGGUUAUCAAUAAACCCUGGUGGGGAAGUAAAUCCCCCAAAAUACCUCUACGAGUAUGUUCCUCCCUAAGGUUAGUAACUCCGAUUCAGAACUAUUCAGCUCGUGUCCUAAACCGGGGUAUAAUAUUUCGAAAGUGCAAAAACUUUAGAACGGGCCCAUUUUUUAAAAUGAGUAUUUAGACAUUUUCCCUUCGUUUUUCUAGCGUUAAGUUUGCAAUAUGCCUCGAAGCUCGUUUUCAUGAGAACGUUAACGUUUUUACCCUUGGUUAUUGGGGAGAUAUUUUUGUCCGCAAUAGCCCCGUUCUCGUUCACAUUUAUUCGUAUUCAUGUGAAUACAAAGGUAAUAAAAUAAACCAAAUUGUUGACGCUUAAUUAGUAAUUCAACAAGAAAGGGUACCUGGCUUAGGAGAAUAAGGCAAUGACACGGAGUAGUUCAAAAGUGAACCAUGAAAUCUUGGUUUGGUUUUAAACAAUGCUGAUUUUCCGAAGAUUUCCGAAGGCGUUACGAAUAUUUUCCGAGCGUUGUUUAAAAGUAUCUGGUCACACUAGAAGAUUUCCAUAUAGAAACAUGACCUCAUGAAUCCGAGAAGGACGAAGCUCAGGGGAUUCAAAUGAUACGGUCGAACUCCCUACAAAUUUACAUGUGAUCAACAUGAUCUUUAGAGGGUUCAAAAUGCCGGGAUAGAAUUGAUAUCUGUACAUCUUUCGAAAUAAAAGUUUUAAUGGUGGAGGAGUAUAAUUGUUGCUCUUUUUUGCCAAUCCUGCACAGCCUACACAGAUUCUGAAAUAAGAAAGCAAGCAAAAUAAGAACAUCCAGUGAGAAAAAUCACUAAAACGCUUUGAAGUUUAUACGAUAUAUUUAAAAAUGAAUUUUUUAGCUUUGCACCACUUUUUAUGUAACUAUGGUGCGUCCUAAAUUGUUCCAACCUAUUCGCUGUGUAGAAUGUUUCCAGUUGUAUCUUAAUAUUGACAUGAAAGCAUGAUUUCCUGUCUUCAGCGGACACUGACUCUUUUUAUUCAAGGACCUUAUCCGUAAGUCUUUUGAACAUGACUUAACGCUCAUUUAUUCUCUUCGAGUACAUACAAGUGGAAGCUGUCACCAGUUGUAACUUGUCAGCGUUGAAUGAAGCCACCCCGAAAAGCACACAAAGACCUGCUGUCAUGCAUUUAAGUCAUUAUAUUAUUUACUCUGCUUGCCUCUUGGAAAAACUUACUAUUCGGAGGCUAAAAGGAGACAAUUUUUAUCCAAAACAGAAAAUGGUAAAUUACUAAAAUAGGGAAAUUUGAUAUUGGCAUAAACUUGAAUUAACGCCGGAGAAAUAUAGUUGUAGCGGUAGCAGUGACCGAGACACUCCAUACGAAGUCAGGUUGAUGUGGUUAUCAAAGCGUAACGACAGCAUUUACAGUUAGUUUCUAUGAGAAUAUCUGUUGAGAAAUCGUUGUUCUACCAAGUGACUUCAACAAAGAGCCAUAAGGUCAUUGAGGCCAAACUACCAAACACCUCAUGCGCACGCGUCAGUAAUUUAGGGGUAAAUAACGGAAUACGCCAGGAAUGUUAAUGAUUAGAUAGUCCUCUCUCAUUCUAUCAUCAUCCGUGUUUUUGAAAUAAGUCAUUACAGCCUAAUUUAUCACUGAAAUCCGAAGGAAUUGGGAUCUUCGCAAGGCCGUAAGUAGGAUAUUUUUCUCUCAUUUAUUCUAAAUUUUUUUGCGCUCGGGAAGGAGUUCUUUUUUUUGUUGUUAUUCACGGUUGUUGACGAGGGUGCUUGUUGCAUAACGAAGCGCUAUUUUUCAUUUCCAGUUUUGAUUUUAACGCUCAGUGAACCUACAUUGUCUUCUUGUUAGGUUUUAAAGCAUGAAACUGAAAUUGCGAUGUUCAAAUCAAUAACAAUUAACAUAAACAAUUUGAAAACCAAAAAUAUUUUGUCUUAACACGAUUUAGACUCAACAGCCGUGAUAACCAACACAUUCCAAACCGUGCUAAUCAAAAUUUAACUUCACUUUACACUCAAACAACUCUACUAUGGCGGUUUAUUUUGCCUUAAGUCGGAUUAAGUCAGUAUAACUAACCAUUAAUGAAUGUUCACACGCCAAUUUAUCAUUACUAUUUCAAUUUCUAAGGUAGAUCGUUUUAUUUGAUUUUUUUUUAUCAUUCCGGGGUGGCUAAGCAACGAUUUUGAAUGCUCUCCGAAUAGUUUCCAAGAAAACGAAACUUACCGUUUGAUGAUGAUACAAUUAAAGAUCAUCUUCUGUCACAGAUCUUUAAUCAGAUUGAUCUUUUAGUGAAGUACAUUUACACCUGUUAAGUCUCUCUAUGGGCAUUUGCUACGGUCCUCGACGGUCGUUGCAUCUUAAAGCUUAGAGCGACGAUGGCAUUGCCAUUGCGAUCAAGUUUCACAAUGUUUGUCCUGGGAUUAUGACGCAGAGAUCUGCCAAAAAGUUUGCUGCACGAUGAGAUUGUUGGUUAUAAUUUCUUGAUAUUCUCGUUUCCGUCGUCGUCGUGGUUGUUCAAACUCGCGUAAUCAUGCGAAACAAUCCUUGUUAUUCGAAGAUUUCGUCAAAAAACCGACCAUUUGAUAAAAAACGCGCGCCAAAAACGACGUCCGCAGGUACCCAUAGAGAGGCUCCCUAUUAGGACCCCAAAUUGUGGUUAAAGACGAAUAACCAUACAGUUAACAAAUUUUCUUGCAGCAAUCGCUUCUAAAACGAUUGUAAAAGUUGAAAUGCUAAGUUUUCUUUUGCAAUUUAGGUGUUUUACUAAAACUCUAAAACAGACCAGUUCUCUCUAAUUGUAAACUGGUCGGCUUCCUCUGGAGAUUUAACGCAUGGUUACCCCUUAACAAAUAAAACACAAAGACAGAAAGUUAGAGUCUGGUACCAGUUGAAUUCUCCAUCGAUUCUCUCCUUUCUUUGCUCAUUCCUACCAUGCACUAAGACGCCUCGUGCUUGUGGAUCGAUUGUUCGCCAUUUUACGCCACGAAAGUGUCGAUAAGGGGUAUGACCUCACUCAAGACCUGAUCAACCCAUUGUCGACGUUUCUGACCUUUCUCUUGAUAUGUAGAGAUGAUUUCAAGCCAAAUUAAUCUUAAAUUGUGUUUUUGUUUUCUGCUGUAGUUUUCAAGCGAUGAAGGGCGAGAAAGUUUUCUGUUGCGCGCUGUUCCUGUCCGCGUGCUUCGCAUUUUCAGGCGGUCAAAGUAAGUGAAGGAAUAAAAGUUUUGAUUUGGUGUCGUAUUCAUCAGUUUAACUAGUCUGUGUGAUAGUGUUACCCUGAAUUGAAAGUUACUUAUUAUCAGAAAACGCAGAUGAAAAUCAAUAUAUAUGCAAAUAAGGAGAGCAGGGUAUGAUUUGAUCAGUCGCACAAAGCCGGCUACAAAGGAUGACCUGUAGAUUUUUUAUCCAGCGGUUUGACCUAACAGUGUUGGUUUUUUUCUUUUCGGGUUGUUGCCUCGUUAUACUGAUCUGAGCAAUUUUAAGUGGGUGCCAUAACUGACUUACACAAAUAUUCAAUGACAUGCAAAUUUCGGGAAAAAGUAAUAAUAAGUUAAAUGUGGAAACGAGCAUGAAGCAAAAUAUCUCCCCUUUAAGGAUUUACAUCAAUUGCUUUGAAAAUCCAGUCCGUUCACCAGCGCAGAGUUCCUGACCAAAGCUCCGGUCCAUUGAAAUAUUUUUCCGAUAACAUUUAGCAUUGUAUACACGAAAUAGAAGACCUACUUUUAGAUGAAAAGUCUAAGCCGUGAAGGUAGUUCCUUAUGGGUAUCUAGGAUUGGUGGAAAUAAAAAUUCCGGACAUCAAACACAGAAUACCAAAAGUUAUCUUACCGACAAACAGUAAUUAAACAUUGCAACAAGUCUUGCACUUUAGUUUUAGUUUGUAUUGCAGUAUGGGAUUGUUUAUAUAUUUCUCAGUAUUUUCCCAUAAUAAUUUAUUGAUUCGAUAACAGACAAGUCGCAACGUGUCUAUUAAGUCGAUGUCCCAUUGCCAUGUUUGUCAUUUUUAUAAUUGUGUCCGCAUGCAGAAGAGCCCAUAAAAGGUAUUUACAAUGUAUCCAUUGCCUUUAGUAAAUAAGGAAAUACAACCCCACGCCACUACCAGAAAAAAGAAAAUUGUUAGACGAUUACGUUAUACGAAUUAAUUAAAAUGAGCAAUUUUUUAUCUGAAUUUUUAUCUCCAACACCGAAUCAGCUACGGCUACGACAGCUGCUCCAACACCAACGCAGCCAGCUACCACCGCCAACCCUGCAAAUGUGACCAAUGUUACCAACCCGGAUACUUUACAAUGUAGGUGUACGAAAACUAUUUAAUUACUGCUACUUAAUAACGAAUAGAUAACUAAAAAAUAAAUAGGUAAAUAAGUAAACUAGUAAUAACCAAAGGUUACGGAGUGUGGGCGACAAAGAUCGAAGGUCAAAACGCUUUUGCUCAAACCAUAGUUAGUAGAAGGGACUGCUAACCAUGCUCAAACUCUAUGCUUUGCGUAAGUCUCCCCGUGAUAGAUGGUCAAAACACGAGUGAUCAGAUUGCGAAAGAUAGAAGGUCCAAACGCGAGUAAUCAAAUUGCGUCCUGUACAUUCCAUUCAUUCUUAGUGGAAGUCCAAACGAAUGCUGCUAAAUACUUGCGACGCAUGCGUAAUAACAACCUGGAAAUUAGGAUUGCGUGCUCCUCUUGUCGCCUGCAAUAGAUAAAUAAAUAUCGUUUGUUCCUCUUUCUUGCAGAAGGUAUACUGAAAUUAACAAGUGGUGGGACUGCAAUGCUAAUUCACUGAAAGAAUUAGAGGAUAUUAAAUGGCCGCGCGGAGAUGUUGUGUUGGAGGUGUUGAAAAAUAUUGCGAACGAGUGAAAAAUUUUUUCAACACGAGAACAGAAAUUUCGUAUCUCCAAGCGACCAUGUAAUGUUCUAUUUAUUAUAUAAACACCCAUAAAAUACCAAACCACUUUACUUAAAUAGUUUUUUAGUGUGAAAGGUGCAGUUUAUUUUGAAGCCAUAACAACGGUGAUAUUUUCACAUGUGAAGAUAACAUGUUUCUUUUCACAUGUGAAGAUAUCAAGUUUUCGCGCGAAAGCUCACUUGGUAUUUCAUUGGUGUUUAUAUAAUAAAUAGACCUCUUUAGCUUUUAUGCUUUGUUUUCCCAAUGAAGGACCCUGGGGAAUUUGGCUCUUUGUCUUUUAAUAAAUUCUCCAAGGCGAAAUUUAAAAGAAACAGUUCUUUAUAGUAUUAUCACAUGACCUGCAUUGGAAAAACAAAACAUACAAUCUAAAGAGGUCUUAAUAACAACUCUGCGAUGCCAGUUUGUCAGGUCACUUUGUUCCUUUCGAUCUAUUAAUUACAGGUAAUUUGCUGAUUACAAUACUACUAAUAAUACAUACAGUAAUCACUAACAACUUAACUAAACGACGAACGGGUUGCAUUAGUUAUAUUCAAGAGAUGGGAACAAAAAUUGCAGGAAGAAACUUAAAAAUAUCCAUUGUUGAUUUCUGUCCAAUGGCCUUUUUUUGAACCAAUUAAGGCUGAAUUCUUGGUAGGAUUUUUAGAAGCCAGGUCAUAGCCUCUGCUGAGAUAAAAGGAGUCAAUUCUUUAUUAUUUCAAUGUUUUAGGCUCUGUCUACAACUUGACUUUGAAGCUUACGAAUGCUACCUACACUGACGAUUUAGCAAAUCCACACUCAGCUAAGUUCAUCAAGCUUAGAACGGAUUUUGAAGUUGGAGUAAGUAUACUCUAAAGUUAUUGACAGAUCUGUACUAAUGAGCUUUAGAGAAAAAAACACAAAAAUACCUGAAAAAUUCAAGAGAACAGCUAGAAAAAUCAUUUUGCUGUCCCAGGUACAUGCCAUUGCGUUAUGUAUGUUUUAAAGUUUACGUUUUUUAAAAGUCAACUGUGUGGCUCCUUAAAGUACAAUCUCACUGAUUUUUAUCCGUUGUAAUUAGAUUAUGCAAGUGUAUGAUGGAUACAAGCCAUUCGUAGGUGUCACUACCCUAAGAUUCAGGUAGCUAUGUUGGUUCACUAAAUUUGAUAACAUUAGCCUGAGAAAACAGCAGGUGUUUCUCGACGUCAUCACUGGUUUCCCUUCGAAAUGACGUCCGAAGUACCUGGGCGCAGAAAAUUUCAUACUGAAAGCGUGCCACUACCCAGAUCUGGGUAGUGCUUCUGAUUGGUUGAAUUAAAUUUCCCCUGCGGCAUGAUCAAUCAGGAGCACUACCAUCAAUACGCAAUUCUGAACUCAUUCAUCAGACGUCAUUUCGCAGAGAAACCACUGAGGGCGUCCCGAAACUGUCGGCUGUUUUCUCAAGCUAUGAUAACAUUGUCCUUUUUUAUGAUAGGCUGAUUUAGCAACAGAACGGGAACGUCACUUGACGACGGGAAAGCGCGCUGUAAGGACUAAACUCGACUUCCGGUGCCCAAUUUGCCGCUCUGCCAUUGGUCGAGCCAGUUGUUUGAUUUGCGCGCGCCGUCGUCAACUGACGUUCCCGUGCUGUUGCUAAAUCAGCCUAUUGAGACUUCUCGGAGACGUUAUAUUUAAGUCUUUUUAAAUAUAUAAAUAAAUUAAUGAAUAGAGUAAAGAAUAGAAAACGAUUCCUUUGUGCUCGAGAAUAUCCUUUAAUACAUUAUAAUACAUUAGGGAAAACAGAGGGUCGAUCAAGUUUUUUCGUAAGAGAACACGUCUUCUUUUUACCAUACUUAGUUUUCCAACCUUGAGUCUUGCAAGUAUUUAUUUAAACCUUUUCUUUUCGGAAAUAGCAAAGCACCAGACGGCAAGUCCAUCGUGCACUUCUGUGUGGAGUUCACCACCAAUGGAACUCAUCUUCCAAACUUGACAAAGGCCAUAACGUUGGGUAAACUGGGCAAGCUAACCCCUGUGUCAGUCGCUCCAAAACUUGACCAAGCAGGUUUGAAAUCUCUUAAGCUAUAACAUUUCUUAAUGCUGUGUUAUUUAAAGGUGGAAAAUAAAAAUGCUGUGUCAGUUACUAUUACUUUCGAAUCAAAAAUGAGGAGGAAGGGCAACUUAUUUAAAAAUGUUACUGCUGAUGUGCUAGAAAGAACCAUUACAAACACUUCUUUAGUUUUAGAUUCUACUAGCAACUGCGAACUGCUUUACAUGGUCACCAUAAAACACAUUUUAUAUCUAAUAUAUUUAUUUAUUAUAUAAACACAAGUGAAAUACGAGUUGAGCUUUCUCGCGAAAACGGGGUAUCUUCACAUGUGAAAAUAACAUGUUAUCUUCACAUGUGAAAAUAUCACCUUUACUAUGGCUACAUAAUAAAUCGCGCCUUUCACACCAAAAAAGUAUUAAAGUGAAAUGUUUUGGUAUUUCAUUGGUGUUUAUAUAAUAAAUAGAACAUUACAUGGCCGCUUGGAGAUAAGAAAUUUCUCUUCUCGUGUUGAAAUAAUAUUUCAACACUCGAAGCGAAAUUCCGUAUCCCCGCGCGGCCAUGUAAUAUCCUCUAUAUAUCUUUAACAGGAUUACACUGAGGAGUGUUAACUGCAUUCUGCUUUUUGCAGCUUGUUACAAGGAGCCUGCUCCACCUGUGUGCCCGAUACCCUGCCCAUCAGCCUGUGCACCUUCUUGCUAUGACACGUGUUGCCAGCAGGGUUAUCCAAUGGGUUAUCAACAACCUUAUUACAUGCCUCCUCCUCCUCCAGUUCCAGUCCCCGUCCCAGUCGCAGGAACUUGCCCUAACUCCUGCCCGAACACUUGCGCACCUGUUGGAUGCACCCCAGCCUGCUGCAACACGGUAUACAACCCCGCACCUUAUCAAUACGGUAAACGUCACCACGCCCCAAGGCCAGUGAAGGGAGCAAAGAAACACCACAUCUUCCACAAACUUCACAGGAAGAAUUGAAAAAAAAGUGAACAGAAAUGAAUAAGGGAGAAGAAGAAGAAAACGAACGUUGUAGUCUGUUUUUAAGUUUUGCUUCCAUAUGAAAUACAAUGACUGAAUUGCGCAAAAUGUCUUCCAAUAGACUUGUCGCACAUAAGCCCUAAGAGUGCUAACUUGGAAGGCAUCUUUAACAAUCACAGCGCAUGUUGAUGUAGUUCGAUCAGGCUGAACGGAAAUUUCCAUGCAAUUGAUAACGUUUGCCGUUUUGAACUAAUUAUCAGUUAAUCCUUCAAUUAGCAUGAAUCUAGAAAAGAUCUGGAACACCAUAGAACGGAAAACGCACAGCCCUCUAAUUCUGUGAAUUAUUGCAACUGUGAAUAUGUAGCCAUUACUUCCAAUGGUCUUGAAACUGUCAGGUCUAUAGACUAAAGCAUAGCACUCGUUUUCUUACUUGGCUAGCCUAUUUUUACAAGUUUUAGUAGCUGAAAAUUAGUGAAUGCGAUCUUCCUCUUUAUUUGUCGGGCAAUAAUUUUAUGGAGAGUUUUCAUGGGGUUACUUUUACUUUAAGUAUUGUAAAUAUGAACUGGAUAACUAAAUCAAAGAUUGAAAUUAAAUUAUAUUUCAAAAAGUACCGCCAACUGAUUUACCUCGUUUAUCAUGUCAAGAACAACCAAUCAGAGGGAAGCACGAAAC
Molecule: messenger RNA, 8582 nt
Organism: Porites lobata
Lineage: Eukaryota; Metazoa; Cnidaria; Anthozoa; Scleractinia; Poritidae
Source: the annotation of a GenBank genome assembly